Dromiciops gliroides (monito del monte) is the source of this 783-nucleotide messenger RNA. Its product is annotated as cell division cycle-associated protein 3-like. Lineage: Eukaryota; Metazoa; Chordata; Mammalia; Microbiotheria; Microbiotheriidae. The record is from RefSeq and is a predicted model, not a curated record.
CUGGCUGGCAGAGCUGUGAGGAUGGGCUUGGUCAAGAGCGUCUGGGCCACCCCAGCCUGUCCUGCACCAUGCAACAAGCACCUGGCGCAUGUAACAGACCCUCAUUCUCCCAGCUCAGGCCUUCUGUGCAGCCCCAUCAAGGUGGAGAGCUCACCACAACUAAGUCCCUCUGCCUCGGAACAGCAGCAGAAAGUGGGGACCAAGGAUCUAGAGCAACUUCAGGACUCAGAUCCCCAUUCUCCCACAUUUGGCAAUAUCCAAACACCGAUGAAAAUCAACACAGAAGACCCUCCAAACCAGCUGGUAACGCAGCAUUCCAUUGAGCUGGCCCUAUCAUCACAGCCCAAGAAGGACUUGUCUCUGGAUACUCCAGUGUCCUUUGAAUGUGUACUACCAGCCUCCCUGCGCCAAACUGAGGUUUUCUGCAAACAGACAAACACCAUAGAAGUGACAGAACAGCUGCCAGCACUUCAAACAACCAGCCAGGACCCUGACAAGUUCUUAAGAGGCUCUGAGGCUCCUUGUUUCUCAGGUUCUAGACCCCUUAGAAGGAAACCUGAUGCCAAGGUCCUAGGGAGAUCUCCCCUCACCACCCUGCAGGAUGAUAAUUCCCCUGCUACCCUGAUGCCUUGGCAGAGUAAAUGGUUCACAGUGCUGAGUGAGAAUUUGGGAGACCAGAAAGAAGGAGUUAUUCUGGGAACUGGACACCCUCUGAAGAUCACUAGACUCUGGGAUCAGUGACAUAACAAAGAGAAUCAGCAUUGUCCUUUGGUGGAGAACUAG